Molecule: messenger RNA, 825 nt
Organism: Adineta ricciae
Lineage: Eukaryota; Metazoa; Rotifera; Eurotatoria; Adinetida; Adinetidae
Source: the annotation of a GenBank genome assembly
AUGCGAUCAUUGAAAAUGUUUGUAUUUAACGGUUUGGAAUUUCAAUGCGUUAACACCACUUGUAUAUCUUACGUCAAUCAAACGACGGAAGAUGUUCUCAAAUGUCGAAUAACUUGUCUAUCGCUGCUUCAAUGUAAAGCGGCUAGUUUUUAUCAAUCAACUUUGGUCUGUCAGUUAUUUACUGAUACAUCGAUUCAGAACGCAAAUAUGUUGGUCAAUUCAAAUGUGAUUUCAUUAAUUGUUCAAAGUGAAACUCGAAUACCACCUGAGCCAACUACGUCAACAACAUCAAGCACGACGUCAACAACAUCAAGCACGACGUCAACAUCAACUACUACUUCAGUAGCUACUAAUGUACUCAUCUUUACUGGCGUUCAACUCGAUUUCAAUCCAUCAUCGUUACCAAGUGGAUGGUCUCUGUGUUAUUCAGCAACAUAUGCAACGAUUAUGGAAGUAAGUUCCCUGUCAUCGAUUUUAUCAUCAUGCAAUAAAAACAAUUUGCUACUUGGAUGUCGACCGGCAGGUAGCGUGAAUUUGACCGUAGCAGCAAUGGGUAAUCGAAAUGAUGUGCUUUACAACUGCGGAUCCGUAAUUAAUUGUAUCCAUAUUGCGAACGGUGUAGGUUGGUAUUAUUCAGAUUCAUACUCAUGGGGUUUCGUAUCUGGUGGUGACACUGUAACACGAUCCAGCUGUGAUACUGCUUCAACAAAUGCUAACUAUCGGUUAUGUUGGCAUACUGCUAGUAGUGGUGGAUAUAGAUGUGGUUCAACAACAGGACUUAACAGCGAUACAUCUUGGGAAAAGAUUAUUUAUCAAUCAAAUUGA